Messenger RNA from Lasiodiplodia theobromae, 246 nucleotides. RefSeq names its product Cytochrome P450. The record is from RefSeq and is a predicted model, not a curated record. Lineage: Eukaryota; Fungi; Ascomycota; Dothideomycetes; Botryosphaeriales; Botryosphaeriaceae. The transcript is spliced from 3 exons. Bases 1 to 246 code for a protein of 81 amino acids.
AUGAAGUUCGUUUCGGCUCUGAUCAUGCUCUCCAUGGCAGCCAUGGGUCUUGCUUGCUCGUCGGAGCAAGACUGCUGCUGGAGCACCAAGGAGGCUUGUUACCGCCAGCACGGCAUCACCACUUCGUCCAGAUGCGAGAAGGCCAGCUACGAGGACGACCUCUGCUACAACCACGGUGUCUACCUUGUUGACUGUGACGCGGAUUGCUGUUCCAUCAGCAAGAAGAUUGGAAUUGCUUGCCCGUAA